This is a messenger RNA of Olea europaea var. sylvestris, 681 nucleotides long. RefSeq names its product B3 domain-containing protein At4g01580-like. The coding region runs from base 1 to 681 and encodes 226 amino acids. Lineage: Eukaryota; Viridiplantae; Streptophyta; Magnoliopsida; Lamiales; Oleaceae. The transcript is spliced from 3 exons. Gene Ontology annotation, molecular function: DNA binding. The record is from RefSeq and is a predicted model, not a curated record.
AUGGAGGUGCCACAUCAUUUCUUCAGAAUCAUUACUCCUCCACAAAACCAUAAUACCCGUCUGAUGCUUCCGAGAUCCUUUGUCAACGAUUGGAGACACCAAUUUGGUGACACAGUACAAGUAACUGCAUAUGAUGGUAUAAUUGUCACAAUACGAUUGGAAAAAGAUAAUGGAAGAAUAUAUUUUGCCGAUGGAUGGGAACAAUUUUUUGACCAUCAUAACUUACAGGAUGCUCAUGUUUUGGUAUUUGAAUAUAAUGAAAACUCCACAUUCAAUAUGACCAUAUUUGACCAUUUUGGAUUAGAGGUCACAUAUGACUCCGAUGUUCCGGAAGAAUACAACGCUUCACAUACAGAUAACCUUGCAUUUGAAAUAACACUAACACCUCAUCACAACAGCCAUCGGGAAAUUGAUAUACCAAGACAGUUCUCUAGAUAUCACCUACCAAGAGGUGUGCGAAGUAUUCAAAUCCAUGAUUCUUUACAUCACGACUGGGAGCUUGCCACAAAUUUGAGACUAAAUGGUCUAAUAAGACGUAUAACUAUAGGUUGGGCAGAUUUUUUUAGAGAAAAAGUACUACAAAUGGGCGAUACAUGUGUUUUUGAACUUUUGAACAGUGAACCCCCAACGUUCAUCGUCUACAAAAAAGACCAUGUUGGUGAAAGUUUGACACGUCUAUGA